Bolinopsis microptera is the source of this 13134-nucleotide messenger RNA. Its product is annotated as centromere protein F-like. The transcript is spliced from 86 exons. The record is from RefSeq and is a predicted model, not a curated record. NCBI's taxonomy places the organism in Eukaryota, Metazoa, Ctenophora, Tentaculata, Lobata, Bolinopsidae. The coding region runs from base 11 to 12688 and encodes 4225 amino acids.
AGAAUAUGUGAUGGCAGCCAAGUACAGUUUUCUCCCAACGGACACAAGUACUCCCGAAAGAUACACAACUAAUUACGAAAAUGUUGAUCUGAUGGAGGAAAACAGAAGGCUACGGACCACCAUAUCUGCUUUAGAGAGGGAGGCCUCAACCACUGUACAUGAUCUGGAAUUUCAACUAUCUAACAAAAAUAACGUCAACAUAUCGCAUGUGAGUGAUGUCGAAGGAAUGCAAGCUACAGUGAGAAGUCUCUAUUCUCUUGUGGUAACACCCGUCAACGAACACAUAAAUCGUGAGAUCAGAGUGGAAGAUUACCCGAUCCUGAGCGACACGGAAGUUUACGCGAUACACGACGCGCGCAAGGUGCUUCACGACAAAGUGACCCACGCCGCGGAUGAGAUACAGAACCUUAACGAUGCCAAUGAAGAGUCGGAGAUGAGGCUGAACAUGGAGAAAAAGUCAAAGCAGCAGUCUUUAUCACAGAUAUCAGAGCUACAGGAGUGUAUAGCUAAUCUACAGGGACAGUUAAAAGAAGCUCAAGUUGCUACAGACAUGCAGAUAUCCCAACAACGAGCUGAUCUGUACCAGAGAGAGAUGACCAGCACCACUGAAGGAAGAGGUGAAAUAGACAGACUAAAAACUAGACUUGCUGCUUCUGAGGACGAGGUUAACAUUUUCAAGGAGAAGUUGUCUGCUCAAGAAAAGAGAUUUGUUACAGUUGCAGCAGAACGGGAUGAUUUGCUAUCUAAAGUACAGAGACCAGAGAGCAAAAGUAUUGAUUAUCAUGAUCUUGAAAUUCAGCUGAAGAAGUACCAGCGUAGUACCCGAGAUCUUGAAACUGAGAUAAGUGAAGCGGAGACGCGCUACUCGCACGUGCAAAGCAUGCUACAAAAAUGUGAGAACGAUUUGGCUCGGGCGUUACCCAGCACUCAUCCUUCAGCAACAGUGACCACCCUCGUUGAAAAGGCGUGUGAGUUGAUAAGAACAUCGGAGGACAGGAUAUCUGACACAGAGAUACAGUUAUCAGAGGCAAAUAGAUACAUCGAAAAGCUCAAGAUACAAAUAGAAAAAGAAACGCAAUACAACAGCGAAGAGAAAACUAAAAGCGAAGAGGCACAACAUUUGAAACUACAAAACAACUUUUUGAACGAAGAGGUAACACAGAAAGCAAUAGACCUGGAGCGAUACAAGACUCGUGAAGAUGAGCUCAGGGUGGAGGACUCCAUCAAGGAGGGCAUGAUUAUCAGUCUGAAGGAAGAGAACAAGGCAUUUGCUCUUAAGUUAGCUGAGAUUCAGGAGAAAGAAACUCGCAGUUCAAAUGAACUGUUCGCUGUUCGAUGUCAACGCGAUGCAUUCGAAUCUCAGCUCAAAACAAGGGACGGUACGAUAGAAAACCUUAGGCAGCAACACCAACAGCAGCUUCAGAAGAUAUCAGGUCUGGAAGCUCAACUGUCUAGACUCCAAUACGAGCUCUCAGACCUCGACACGACAAAAACCGACCAAGUCCACCGACAAGAAGGGGUGCUGGCUCGGUGCCAGACUGAGUUAGCAGCACUCAACAACAAAUACAACAUCGCUCUCAGAGAGUGUCAAGCAAAGGAAGAUCAGUUGCUGGAGGAAGAAGGACGAGUGCAGUGUUUGAACCGAGAGCUUGUGCAACACCAGAAGAGCUUGUCAGUUCUACAGUCAAAACUACAGGAGGAUAAACAAAACACUGACCUCGAGGUCAGCAUACUGAAGCAAGACAAAACGUCAACCUCGGAGAAACUUCGUUCCCUCGGUGAACAGCUUGCUCGCUCCCAAGAGUCACUAAGAGUAUCAGAAGAACAUCUAUCAGCAGCUAGAAGACAGCAGAAGGUAGCCACCAACUCUCUCCACGAACUUGAGAGCAAGAACAGCACUCUACAGGCAGAUAACAAGAGGCUAUCCAGCGACUUUUCUCGACUGCAAGACCGUCUCUCUGACUCCCGGCAAGAAACCGAAGAUUUGCGAAAAACUGAAGCACGAAAAGAUGACUUGAUUUCCACCCAAGAGACACAGAUCCUUCACCUGAAAUCAGAACUAAACGAAAACAAGAACUCCAACCAAACCAAGGAAACAGCCCUGAACAAUAUGUUACUCGAUCUGGAAAAGACAAAGGAGGAUCUGAUCCGAAACGUGGCGCAGAGUCAGAAUUUACUUGCUGACAACGAGAGUUUAAAGCUACAGAUAGAGGAAAGUAGACGAGAGUGUGAUAUGCUAGCGGACGAUGUCAGUCUACACCAGGAGACUAUUGAGAGACUUAACAAGGACAUUGAGAUCAGGGACACCGCCGUACUGCAUCUUAGGGAGGAUAUCGGAUAUAAGGACUCCGAGUUAAACUCCGCUGGAGAUACCAUCACAAGAUAUGAAGGGCAGAUUGAGGGGAUUGAGGACGAGCUUAAAUCUCUUCAAACUCGGAUAAAGUCCGCUAAACUUGAUCACGACGACGAAAUUUUCAAGAUAAGAGAUGAAAUGAACCAGAUCAAACUGCAGUAUCAGCAGGAGGUGCGGAAAUCAGAUGGAUACAGUGGGGAGAUCGUGGAGAUGAAUAAAGUUAUUGACGAGUAUGUUCAACAGAUUGAGAAAUCAACUCGACAGUGCGAGGUGGCUCACCAGGAGCUGGAUAAAAAGAGAGCUGAGAUGUCGGAGAUGAGGCGGAGUAACGGUGAUAAGGUGGCUGGUUUGGAGACGGAACUGAUGGAACUGACAGGGAAAGUAGCUCAAGGUAAGGAGAGAAUGAUGGAAUUGGAGAGACAGGAAAAGGAAUUGAGACUAGAGAUCGAGACGUUGAAGGAGAUGGUGAAGAAAGGUGAACUGACUUUAGCGGGGGAAGAAGAAUCCCAUGAAAGGGAAUUAGCAAAGUUGAAGCGAGAACUUAAGAGUAUAGAAACACAGCUGAACAAUGCGAGAAAAAACCUUGACAACGUUACUUUUACCCUCAAAGAAUCCCAAGCCUACCUAGCAGAACAAUCAGAAAAACACCACAAAGACGUAGCCUCCUUUAACACAGAACUAGACCACAAGAUACGUGAAAUAGAGCACUUGCACCGCCGCCUAACCAUGCUGGAGGGUGAACUGUCUGACUCUAAAACAAGACAGCGGGAGAUAAGUGAGACGCUGGUGAGCGCUCAGGAACGACACCGAGAGGUUGAGACAAUGUUGUCGGAUCAGAUCGAGAAGCUGCAGGGUUUGUACGCUGUGAAGGAGCAACAGGUUGAUGAUUUGAACGAACAAAUGACCGUGCAGAUAGACCACCUGUUGGAGCAGAAACAUGAGGCGCUGAGCGCGCGCGACGAGCUUGGUGCGAUUGUGGAGAGAAUGAGGAGUGAGGCGCAGGAGAGUAGAGGUGUUAUUGAGAGGCAGGUUGCGCAGCUAAAAGAGGCAGGAGCACAAUCAGAGGUAAUACAGGAGCUGGAAGAUAAACUGUCUGCAAAAAACAAAAUUGUGCGAGAUUUGGAACUUACAAAAACAGAUUUGAGCAAGAAAAUAUCGGAGGUGGAAAAUGAGCUAGAUCGAAGGAAUUCAGAUUAUGAAACUGCUGUAAGCAAUUGCAAAGACUUCAGCUCACAGCUACAAAGUCUGAACACAGAACUAGUUAACAACCAACAAACAAUGAGAAAACUGAACGAGGAUUAUCAGAACAAGGUGGAAACACUGAACAAUACCCAGAGAACACUGGCAGAGUGCCAGGAAGAUUCGCACAGGUUAAAGGAGGAGAUACUAUCACAGAAAUCAAUGAUAUCGAGAAGUGAAGACGAUAAACGAGAGCUCAGUAAUCUGCUGGAAGCAUUGCGUGAUACCAACGAAAAGUGUGGGAAACUCAACUCAAAACUUGAGGAGGAGAUUCUUGAUAAGGGUAAAGAUAUCACGGACCUGAGGGAGAAGGUUGAGGAGGGUAAGUCUGACAACAGGGUCAUCACACAAAGACACGACCAGGAGUUAGAGAAGAAUGCGUGGAAUGUUGAGAAGAUUCACGAUCUUCAGACAAAACUAGAGCGGUACAAGUCAAACCUAGAUCAAACUCGGCAUGAAGCUGAAGAAGACGCUCACUCUCUGGAGAGCGAGAUCAGAGAGAAGAUGGGGGAGAUCUCAUCUCUGGAUCAGCAGAACAAGGAGCUGCUGAGCAGGUUGGAUGAGGUCCAGAGCGAGGUGAAGUUGCUGAACGAGGAUAUACAGACCAGAGACUAUAGGAUUGACAAGCUGAACGAGGUAUCGAACACACACCUGAAGACUAUCGAGAGUUUAGCAGAAAAAGGAGAAAACAAGGCAGUUCAAAUAGAGCAGCUCAACAAGGAGGUGGAGGAGGUUCUGGGACAGAGGGACCAAGCUAUCACCGCAAUGAGGUCCUACCAGGAGCAGUGUGAUGGGUUGAGGGGUGAGAUAGCAGCGCAGGAACACAAUGUAUCCGCUCUAAAAGAUCAGAUAUCUGGUCUGGAGCAGGAAAAGUCAGAGAUUUUACAGGAUGCUGAGACUUUGGAUAAGAAUUGUAUUAUAAUUAAGGAACAGGUUGCACAACAGAAGCAGUUAACAAACUAUUUGCACGAAGAGCUGGCCCUAGCCAAACAGCAGAAUGAAACCCGGCUUAUGGAGGUGAAACACGGCGAGAUGACCAUCGAGCGACUGGAGAAGUCCAACUCUAAAUUAGGAUCCCAGAUAGAAGAACUAACUGGUCAGUUGGCCAGUAGAGAAAGUGAGAACUACACAUUGUCCAGUAAACAGAAGGAGAGUAGCUUGACACUGGAGAAGAUGGACGAGGACAACAAAUCCCUGAAAUCUCAACUCGAGACUGUCACCUCCUCGCUUUAUUCUAAGGAGCGCCAGUUGAUAGAAAGUCUAUCAGAAAGUGAGAAGUUAACAACUCGUUUGGACGAACUUAAUAAACAGCUAAAGUCAUCCAAACACACCAUCACUGAUAGCAAUGACAAGAUGGCAGCAGAUAGCAAGACGAUCCACUCUCUUGAAGAAGCAAUAUCACUCUCCCAACAGAGAUGCAGUGAUAUCCAGGAAGAGAACAAAAGAUCGGCUGCCUCUUUGGAGACGACCCAGAAUAAGAUGCUGGAAGCACAACGCGAGCUAGGGGCUUUGAGACAGACGUUAACUCAAAAAGAUUAUCUUAUUGAGAGUUUGGAAUCCAAGACUCAGAAGUUUGAGGAAAACAUUGGCUUGCUGGAAAGUAAGGCAAAAUCUCGAAACGAGGACAUCCUCUCACUGGAAUCAGACCUGGUGUCACACAAGGACACCAUCACGACCAAAGAACUAGCUCUGAACAAGAUACAGAUCGACAACGAGAGCUGUGUCAUGAGAUUGGAGUCCGCAUUAAAUGAUAAAAAUCGGGACAUAGAGAUUCUGAUGAAGAAGUUGGAGUUGAGUGAUACUAAGGUUGAGGAGCUGACCCGGGAAGUCAGUGGGGCUACAUCCCAACUCUCCCUGACACGUGACGAACUCAAAUCAGCCGAGUACAAGCUGGCUAACUCCCUUCAUCAGAUCAGUGAUAUGAAGGAGACACAGGAAAGAAGAGAUGCUGACACACGAGCCCUUCAAAAGGAUUUAAUGGAGUAUAAGGAGCAAAUGAAGAACAGCUUGGAAGAGGAGUUAAAGAGAUCCCGUAAUCUGACGACAUUAGGAGCUGACUACGACUCCUUGAAGAGGAAGUAUCAGGACGCUCUAAUGGCUCUGAGCCAGCAGCAGAAGGAGCUGGAACGGUCCAAACUCGAGAUGGAACACACGGUCACUAAAUGUGAGCGGGAAAAAGGUGACCUGUUGGAGGAGUACAAGGAGCUGGAGUCUGAUUACGAUGAGUUGGACAAAGUAAACAGGAAACUGAACAAGGAGCUAACUGACCAUAUGGCUACCAUCCGGACGCUGGAUGACACAGUUAACAGAACCUCGUUAGACUUAAAGAGAUCACUGGAGGACCUUGUUUCGAAGAAAGGAAGGAUCACCGAACUGGAGGCUCUACUUUCAGGUAUCAAAGAAACUUACAAUACCUUGAAUAGCCGGGCAUGUGAACAGGACAAAACGCUGAAAUCUCAAAAAGAACUUAUCUCUGAUCUCGAAGAGAAAUGCGCGCGACUGAAUAAUCAGGUUCUUGAACUGACAAGCACAAAUGAGGAGUUAAGGGACUUGUUGAAGAACAAAGACACUUCUCUCAUGAAAAUAUCCGGUGAUUUGUCGAUAGCAGAAGUGAAACUGACUCAAGUAUCAGAGACACUGACAGCUGCAGAACAAAGACUUGCUGAAUCCCGAGGCACAAACAAGGGUUUAGACUCACAGGUGGAAUCAUUGUCGGUAAAAUUGAAGCACUCCAAUUCGGAACUCGACGCGAAAACCAAUGCAGUUCGCACGCUUGAGAGAAAGAACGUGGAGAGCACAUAUACAAUAGAGUCACUGGGUGACAAGGUGACAGAGUUUGAACAGAAGAAUGCGGUGCUAUCAGAGGAGGUUACCAGACUUCACACUGAGUUCUCUAGAGCACAAGGUUCGGCAAAUGCCAAAUCAGAACAGAACCAACAGCUUGAGAUAGAGGUCCAGACCGGGAAAGAUGCUCUUAACGAAAUGGUGGAGAGGAAUUUAGCUCUGGAGAGUACGCUGAGCGCCAUCCAGAAAGGUUUAAAUGCUGCUCAGACUGAUAAUCGUGACCUAGAGGCUAGACUAGGCAACCUCAAGGAGCUGCAUGAGGAUAUAAGUGAGAGACUGUCCAAAUCUCAACGUACGUGCGAGGACUUGACAGACUGCCUAAAGGACAAAGAUACUCAAAUUGACAGCCACCUCAAAGAAAUAGCUUCUCUCGGUGAUCAAAUAGAGGAUCUUUCGGUGUCGGUGACGCACAGCCGAAAGCUUUACGAAGCAUUACUAGCAGACAAGAGCUCUAUAGAGGAGGAGAACUCUAUCCUGUUGAACAAUAACACCAGCUUGAAGGAGGAACAAAGGACACUAGAGCUGGAGUUGGUGGUUGCUAAGAAGGAUAUCGACAGACUGAAAGAGCAGCGAGCCUCCGCUGAGUUAGAGGUAGAUGAGCUGAGGGUGAGGUGUGAGCACCUGGCACAAGACAUUGCGUCACGUGAGGAACAGAUACACCAGGGACAGCUCCACGCUGCCGAGAUUGAGAGGAGCAUCAAGUUCAAGGAGCAAGAGCUUAGUAGUGUUCAACAGAAGCUGAGUAACGCCCUCUGUGGAGCUGACGACCUCAAACAAGAAUAUGAGACCAUUUCCACGGAGCUCAGCACAACUAAGUUUGCUCUGGAAACAGCCGACAAUAAGGUUAAGGAAGGAGAAGAUCUGAUAGCCAGACAACAGAUACAGAUAACACACCUAAACAAGAUGGUGGAUGAUGCGGCGGCAAAGUACAGUGACUGCCAAGAUCAGAUCCACAAGCUAGACGACACAACAGAUGAGUUAAAACGCCUAAACACGUGUCUGAACGAGGAGAACUCCUCGCUACAGUUAGCUCACGAGACAGCUAAAAAAGAGAUAGAGAUGUUGGAACAGGAGCAGGAGCAGAAUACUGGGGAUUUACAGAACCUCAGGGCUCACCUGGAGACCACCACGACUCAGCUUGAAUCAAGUGAAGAUCUGAUAGAAAGAUACGAGUCAGAGAUAGUAUCUUUUGAAGAGAAGUUAACAACGAUUACAGACGAGAGUAGGUCAACUCAGGAUCUUUUAAAGCAAUCUCAGUUUGCCCUGGAGGAAUUAGGAACCGAUUUGUUGAGUUGCACAGAAUUUCUCCUCCACGCUGACAAACGAACCCGGGCACUGCUUCAGGAUCCUAAAGUUUCUUUGAAAGCGAAAUGUGAAAUCCUUACUUCGUCUUUAGACAAGCAGUGUGAUGAAAUUAAGGACCUGGAGAAGGUUAAGAGUGAUGCAAAAAAGCAGAUGGAGGACCAGAAUUUGAUGCUGACCCAGCAGAGUGAACAACUCCGACAUCUCCACGAGGAGAAACAGAUAGCUCAACAGUUGGUGGAGAAGUUCCAGCACAAUAUGGCCGACCUGGAGAACUCGGUUAGUACUCUGAAAGAAAGUUUGGCUGUAAAAACAGCUACGCUAGCGAACGCUGAACAAUUACUCCAAGAAACAAAAGCCAACUUGGAAGCUUCCUCUUCUUCAGGAGAUGAACUCGCACUCCAGAAUGACAAGUUGACUAUCACUCUGGAGAAGUGCACCAAAGAGUUGGAAGAAGCACAGAAAGAGCUGGAAGGAAAAUCUCUGGCAAUAUCAGAACUCAGCCAACAACGCAAGAUAUUAGAGAACAAGGGAGAAUCACUGAAGGGCGAUGUCGAGCAGCUUUCUCUGGAACUGGACGAAAUGUCUCAGAGAUUUAAGGAGACUCAGUAUCAGCUCGAAAACCGAACAGAGACAUUACAAGAUACUCUCGAUAAGUUAGAAACAACAACUGAACACUACGACAACACUAAACACACCUUGCAGUGCACUUUGGUUCAGGUUGAGGAUCUGACUGGACAGCUUGGUAGAUUGCACCAGGAACAGGCUGAGUUAAAAUCAGAGUACUCGUCCACCACAAAGACCCUCAAGUCUACGGAGGAGAAACUAACGACCACCUCCAACAAACUUUCUAUUGUAGAGGGAGAGCUAAGCGACAGGUUAGAAGAAAUGGCAAGGAUCCAAGCCGACUACGCAGCCUUGCAGAAAGACUUUAAGAAACGCUGUGAAGAGAUCCUGAACAAAGAACGCAAGGUCUUGCAACUAGAUACAGAGUUAGCUAAUGUGACGCAGUCACUGGCCCACAAAACCAAAGAGGUGAUUGGGAACGAGAAGGAGAUCCUCCACCUCUCCUCAGAUCUCAGCUCCACACGUGACCACUGCAGAGUUGCUGAGGAGGAACUGAAGAAUAGAAAGGGAGAGCUCGAGCAGACGAAACGACACCUCUUCGAAGCAAAGGAGGAGUUAUCUCUGCAGGCCCGCAAGAUUAAGAGAGAUAGUGAGAUCUUGCAACAAAAGGAAUGCGAUCUGAAGACAGCUACUGAGGAGCUUGCUAUUGCUACCGCUGAGAACGCCCAAAAGAGGGAUCAGAUAAGAGGCCUCGAGGGACAGGUGAGAGAGUUAACGAGGCAGUUAGCGACCAAGACAGAAGAAGGGGACCUGCAAAAGGACCAGGUUGAACACCAAGUAGCGGAGGUAGAGCGUCUGAGUCAGGAAAUUGGCAAGAAGAACAAGAUGAUAUCUGGUCUCCGAGAUGAGAUCAGGGAUAACAGCAAUCUCCAGAAGUCUCAGAGCGAGUCGAUAGACACCUUCAAGGAGGAGAUCAGGUCAGGUGCUUGUACCCUGGCUCAGACUAGAGACGAAUUAGCGCUGGCGUCUGACAAAGUAUCGGUUUUGGAGAGUGAUGUUAAGAACAAGAAGGAAACUAUCGAAGAUUUGAAGGUUCAGAUAGAUACCGUGAUUGAGGAAAGGAAUAGAGUGCAGGGAGAGCGGGACAGUUUGGAGAACCAGUGUAACGUGGUCUCAGAAGAUCUGAGGGGACUGGACGAGGACUACCAGGACAAAUGUACAGAGAUACAGAAACUGAGGGAGGAUGUUGUGAGGUUGCAGACCAUGCACCAGGAACAGAGGGACCGCUUGCAGGAGAAACACACAGAGAUUACCCGGCUGGAAGGAGAUCUAAUUAAGAACGAGGAGGAGAUAGUAUCUCUGAAACAGUCCCUGGUAGACAAGAAGGACACUAUCACCUCUAAAGAGUCUGAGAUACUUCAGAUAAAAACUGAGAUGAAUCACCAAGGAGAACAACACAAAGCAUUUGUUCAGGACUCUUUCAAGCACAUGGAGGACGAGCUACAUUCGUCCCAACAACAAUAUCGUCAGUGUUUGGAUGAGUUGGAACAGUUUGAGAGAAAGAUUCAUGAGCUGGAGCGGGAGAUUGCCCAAGGCAAGGAACAAAACGUCAAAUAUUCUAGAGACGUAGAGGACAGAGACUCGCUGAUCGCGCAGUUGAAGCGCGAGCUUGACACGUGCAAUAACAAAUACGUAGAAGCCCAGAUCGGGACAGCUAACUUGGAGAAGAAGCUGCACAAUGCGGACAAUGAGAUUGCAGCUCUCGCUGAGCUCAAGAAGAGCAAGUCCCUGCAGCUUGAUAAUCAAGAAAGGGUACUGAGGGACACCGACGGCAGACUUCUCGCAACCCAAGCAUCUCUGAAGAAGAUAGAGCUGGAACAUGCCAAGUUGCAGGCAAACCAUCAUCAGCUUAAAAAGGAGUUCCAUUUGUAUCGAGAACACAGCAAGAACGCACGACACACCUCCGCAAGUGAACUGAAGCUAGCACAGGAGAAGUUAAAGAACAACUACGCAAUGUUGGAACAGAGUGAAAACACAAACAAAGCCAUACAAAAUGAACUGAAGUUAUCUCAAACCGAAAACAACGAUCUCAAAGUAAAGAAUGAUAAGAUUGAGAGCACGUGCGAGAGAAGACAACAAGACUUGGAGAAGAUAAGAGCUCAACACAGACACGCGGAAGAUGAGCGAGACAAGCUCAACAUCAAGAACCAGGACUCAGACGGACAGUUAGCGGACUACAAGAAGAGAUAUGAGUAUGCUAUGGACGAGAUAACUCAGGCUAAUAAGGCUACUGAGGAGUUACGAGCGGAGAUGUUAGCGACUCAGGACAAGAUAAAGAAGUACUCCUUACAAAUGGAGGAGAAAGACGUUGCCAUCAAGCAACUAAAAAGUAGAUUGCUAAGAAGCGAAGAAGAUCACUUCAAAACUUUGGAAGAGAGUGCCACUAAAGACGAGAUGGUACGGAAGCUGAAGAACCAGCUGAACCACGCGGAAACCAUCUCAGAUAAGCUGACUGACGAGAACAAAGAAAAGUUUGAAAAAUUAGAAGAGCAAGAUCAGAAGAUCUCAGCAGUCUGCAGCGAUAACCAGCACCUCUCCGAACAGGUUGAGAAGCAAGAGACACUUUUAAAACACAUGGAUAAGGAACUGCAGGAGCUACAUGCGACUCAUAAACAAGCAGUGGACGAUCUCAAUCUGAUUACGGAUAAAAAGUCAAUUUUGGAGAAAAAGAUUGACGAGCUCAGUUCUAAGCUUGGAGAGGCUCUUACUUCAAUAAAGAAGAAGGAUGAGUCCAUCAUGGAGUUGCAAGGCAAAGCAAGGGACCUGAAGAAACUGGUGGUUAGUCACCAACAUGAAGCAGAUCUAAAACAGCAGCAACUCUCCGCAAAGCUGAAGGCAAUGGAAGGUAAGCACAAGUCAGCGGUGGGCGAAUUAGCUGAUCACUUGGAACAAUGUAGAAGACUCCAGAAGGCGCUGGGAGAAUCAGAGGAAAAGCGUGCAGUGGCUGAAAAGAGCGGGAAACUAUCUGCAACGACACUUGAUACAAUCAGAUCUGAGAUGGAGCUGUUAAAGACCAAACUAACUUCUGUGCUGGAUGAACUGGAAGAAAAGAAUAGUAGAAUCACAACCCUCCAUAACGAACUAAGCGUUGCUAAUGACAAACACAGACGUGCCAUCGUCGAGGUAACGGCGUGCGAGGAAGCGGUCGCUAAGAUGAAGGCAGACAUCCACGCGAAGAGUAAGAUGCGCCAGGAAGAAUUGUCAAGGUUACGGGAACAGCUGAGCUGCAGUGAGAAACAGCAGUGCCACACUGAAGAGCAGCUUACUGUCGAGAGGAACAAGAUUCUUAAACUCCAGGAUGCAUUGGAGAGAAACCUUCACGAGUUGAAGGAGAAAGAGAAGACACUAUCAAAACAGAAUGAGAUAGUUGAAGCUAUAGAGCGAGCUAACGCGCAUCUUAAUGAGGAAUGCAUGCGGAAUAAGGAGAAACUUGCUCAGAGUCAGGGUCGACUAAGCCACGCUGCAGAAGAUGUGGGCUCCAUGAAGGAGAACCUAAAAGGUGCACAACACAAGUAUAAGCUAGCCGAGGAGGAGAUUUCAACUAUGAGACAAGCGCUUAGUGAGGCUAGAGAUACCAUAUCCAGGAUAACACGCGACAGUGAAAGCAUGACGACUAAAUCUAACGCGUGGAUGCAAGCUAAAGCAGAGGAUAUAAGCAGCCUACAGGAGAAGUACCGAGAGGCUAACCGAGUCGCCAGUGCUCUGCGGAGUGAGAAGAGGUGUUUGGUGGAGGCCACGGACCUUCUUCAGAGCACCAACGCCCAACUUAAAGCUAAUCUUGAAGCGAACAAGUUUGAGAUAGAACGAUACAAUCAGUUGCAAGUUAAAUGCACGCAACAGGAAGGCUUCAUAGAUCAGCUGGAGAAUAGACUAGCUAAACACGGCAUGUCCAAAUCUGAUCAGGACAGAGAAAUAGCAAAACAAAUGGGAGUUAUUAGAGACCUGCACAACAGACUUCAAUCCCACAUGGACACUAUGCAGGAUCUCAACAGACAGCUGUCAACUCUGAAUCAAGAGAACUACAGACUUAAGUCGACCCUUGAGAAGGAGUCACUGUUAAAGAGGUCACUGGAAGAAGAGUUGGACAAAUUAAAAGAAUACGCCGAGAUGUGUUCAGGCAGUACCUCUCCGAAUCGGAUCCGACCCAAGACAAGAGCAGAAAAACCGAGUUCAGAAGCGGAAAAAGUAGACAAAGACGAGUUCUGGAUGGGCAGAGUUAGCGAAUUACAAGCAGACAGCGCUCAUUGGGCAGAGAGAGUCCGGGACUUAACCUGUGAACUUAACGAACUAAAGAGAAACCGGAACAGGUCGCUAAUUAAAUAGUGGCUCACUUCCUUUCCCUGAACUGAAAUCUCGAACCCUGAAGCGUAAUAUGUCUGAAGUCGUGAAAUACAGUUGAUUUUGGUGAGGAACCUGUCACUGCUAAUCUCGCUAAUGAACUACAUAGUCCCUGUCUGCUAGUAUGUAUUACUAUUUAAUGUGACAGUGUUUUUACUGGCUGACUGCUGAUCUGUCUCGGACACUUUGCUUACUCGCUUGAGAGUAAACUUUUAGGGCGUCGGACUACAAAUGUUUGAUGUUCUUGAUUUAUUUGAUAUUUACAGAUUGAUUUGCAGAUUUGGGUAAGCUUCGGGUUAUCACUGUAUGAUUUUAGUGUAUUUUAUUAAGUUAUUAGAUUGAUUAUAUUUGUUCACUUGUAUGUUUUAUGCGUGAGCUGUGCUGAGGCUAUUAUGAUAUUUAUUUUUGUACAGGUUUUCAGUUUUGUACGA